UACAGCUGCGGACCGGUUGGGCGAGCAGCGCGCAAGCGCCAGCGGCUGGUGCGCGCGGCGCGAUUGAUGCCAGGGUGUGUUGCUGAGGAGACCGGGCAGUCACUUCUAUCUCCACCAUGGCAGCCCUGCGGUACGCGGGCCUGGACGACACGGACAGCGAGGAUGAGCUGCCCCCGGGCUGGGAGGAGAGAACCACCAAGGACGGCUGGGUGUACUACGCCAAUCACACCGAGGAAAAGACCCAGUGGGAACAUCCGAAAACGGGCAAAAGAAAACGAGUCGCAGGAGAUUUACCAUAUGGAUGGGAGCAAGAGACCGAUGAGAACGGACAAGUGUUUUUUGUUGACCACAUAAAUAAAAGAACUACCUACUUGGAUCCAAGAUUGGCAUUUACUGUGGAUGAUAAUCCGACAAAGCCAACCACCAGACAGAGAUACGACGGUAGCACGACCGCCAUGGAGAUCCUGCAGGGCCGGGACUUCACGGGAAAGGUGGUCCUGGUUACCGGAGCGAAUUCAGGAAUAGGGUUCGAAACCGCCAAGUCCUUUGCCCUCCACGGUGCGCACGUGAUUCUGGCCUGUAGGAACAUGGGCAGAGCCAACGAAGCCGUGACCCGCAUUCUGGAGGAGUGGCACAAAGCCAAGGUGGAAGCAAUGACUCUGGAUCUGGCUGUGCUCCAUAGCGUGCAGCAUUUUGCUGAAGCAUUCAAGGCCAAGAAUGUGUCUCUGCAUGUGCUUGUGUGUAAUGCGGCGGGUUUUGGCUUGCCCUGGAGCCUCACAAAAGAUGGCCUGGAGACGACCUUCCAGGUGAAUCACCUGGGACACUUCUACCUUGUCCAGCUCCUGCAGGACGUUCUGUGUCGCUCAGCCCCUGCCCGUGUCGUCGUGGUGUCGUCCGAGUCCCACAGAUUUACGGAUAUUAACAAUUCCUCCAGGAAACUAGACCUCAGCUAUCUGUCUCCAUCAAAGAGUGACUACUGGGCUAUGCUGGCUUAUAACAGAUCCAAACUCUGCAACCUCCUCUUCUCCAGCGAGCUGCACCGCCGCCUCUCCCCACGCGGGGUUACAUCCAAUGCAGUGCACCCUGGGAACAUGAUGUUCUCAUCCAUUCAUCGCAGCUCGUGGGUGUACACGCUGCUGUUCACCUUGGCCCGGCCAUUCACCAAGUCCAUGCAACAGGGAGCUGCUACCACUGUCUACUGUGCAGCUGCCCCGGAGCUGGAGGGCCUUGGAGGGAUGUAUUUCAACAACUGCUGCCGUUGCCUGCCAUCCGAGGAGGCACAGAAUGAGGAGACAGCCCGGGCCCUGUGGGAACUCAGCGAGAGGCUCAUCCAGGAGCGACUGGGCAGUCCCUCCAGCUAAUCAGAGCCCCGUGAUGUUGGGCAAAUCCCCACCCGUGCUCUGACCCUCAUCACUGUCAACCCCAUCAUCCUGGGGUGCCCUGACCUUCCAGUACAGAACAAUGAGAAUAAAAGAAACAAGAGCAGCUGUAAUCAAUGGGGAAAGAUUGAGCAUCAAUGGGAAGCAGGGAAUUUCAAGGAACAAUGUUCCCUUUCUAGGAUAGGGCUAGUCACGGGUCUGCUUGCUUUUCUGGUGGUGGCCUGCUUGAAAGUGGAAGCAUGGUUAGCAUGUUCCUUUGCUCAUUGUAGAAGCAGGUGUGACUCUCUAUUACCCUUAGAAUAGCCUGAUAUCCUCUUGACCCUCCCAAGCACCACCACUGCCACCUCUGCCACCGGAGGCCGGCUUUCUCCCAUUGAGGGAAGAAAAUGUUUUCAUGUUCAUCUCCCCAUGCUGAAUUCAGACCUGGAAGGCAUCUCAUACUGCCCUACAAAAUCUGAACAGGUUUGGCAGCUUUGAGAGAAACUCAGUACCUUGUCCCAACAGAACCAAUGCAAUGGUGCCAUUAGAGGGGAACUGAGUCGGUGGGUCCCGAAAGCACUGUCCUCCUUGCCAAAGUUACACAAGCAAUUCCUUAGAGAUUAUAACAAAUACGUUUUGCAAAUCAUUCCAUAGAUACACAGAUGGGCAAGCAAAGAAGCAAGGUGUCCUUCAGAUACACGGGAUAUUCUUGAAGUGGGAAAUAGAAGUCGCUCUCUUCAUUCUUCACGCACAGUUCCAAGAACAAGCCUCUUAGUGAAUGUCGUAACUCCUCAGUCCUUCUGAGUGAGCAUCUAGCUUCCGCUUCCCCUGGUCCCUCCCAUCCUAUGCUUAAUAAAAGAACAUGCUUGAC
Molecule: messenger RNA, 2229 nt
Organism: Psammomys obesus (fat sand rat)
Lineage: Eukaryota; Metazoa; Chordata; Mammalia; Rodentia; Muridae
Gene: Wwox
Product: WW domain containing oxidoreductase
Exons: 9
Coding region: 117-1361 (414 amino acids)
Biological process (GO): hippo signaling; positive regulation of transcription by RNA polymerase II
Cellular component (GO): nucleus; cytoplasm
Molecular function (GO): transcription coactivator activity; protein binding
Source: RefSeq, a predicted model, not a curated record